AUGUUUAAACUAACUAAACCUCAACAAAUCUACAUAAUAGUUGCUCUAGCGGUAAUUUCUUUCGUUAUUAUAUUUUACUUUACUGAUUCGCCAAACAAUGAAAUAACAUUAUUAAAUACAACUGAACAGGAAUAUAAAUUCCUAUCAGACCCCCAAAAACUCCUCAACAUUACAUUUACAUACAAUUUAAAUAACAAAAAUGUAUGCAGUAACAACACCCAAGAAAAUAUAUUGGCUGUUUUUAUAGUAACAUCAUAUUUUGGCAAUGUAGAAACUCGUAGUUCUAUGAGGCAAGCGUUUAGCAUAGAAGAUUUACGAAAAAAAGGACUUAGAAGGGUAUUUUUACUAGGAGAAGCUUCAAGGGACAAGUACACCACACAAAAGUCCAUAAAUGAUGAAAGUAGGCGAUUUGGAGACAUAAUUCAAGGCAAUUUUUCAGAAGCAUAUAGAAAUUUAACUUAUAAGCAUAUAAUGGGACUUAAAUGGGCAAGCACCUAUUGUCCAAAUGCUAAAUAUUUGAUUAAAAUGGAUGACGAUACUGUUGUUAAUAUGUACAUAUUAAAAACAAUGCUUAAAUCAUUAGAAAAUAUAUACAAUAAAGAUUUCAUUGCUGGAUAUAAAUUAGAAAACAUGUUAGCAAUAAGACAAACAGCAAAUAAAUGGUAUGUCACUAAAGAAGAAUAUCCAUCAACCAAAUACCCAACAUUUGUAUCUGGCUGGUUUUACAUUACCAAACCCCAAACAGCAUUAAAACUGGCAACAAUAGCAAACUACCAAAAAUACUUCUGGAUAGAUGAUGUUUUUGUAACAGGCAUAAUAGCCAAAAAACUCAAAAUAUUACUUUUCGAUAUCAGCAAAUACUUUGUAAUCAACUCGGAAUUUUUGCAAUGCUGCCUGCAAGAUUUGAACAAGAAAAUUGACUGCGAUAUUUAUGUGGGACCCAAUGGAGGAGAUGAUAAUAUGUUUUACAAGUUCAAUGAGAAAAUAAAAUUGUGUCUGAACGAGGGGUGCAUCAAAAGAAGUAAACCUUUAAAUGAAACUUGUGUGGCAGAGAAGAAAGUGAAUUUGGGCAAAGGCGAUCCUGAGAUUAAUGAUUUUAGACUUAGUUGA
Molecule: messenger RNA, 1110 nt
Organism: Ceutorhynchus assimilis (cabbage seed weevil)
Lineage: Eukaryota; Metazoa; Arthropoda; Insecta; Coleoptera; Curculionidae
Source: the annotation of a GenBank genome assembly